Messenger RNA from Pisolithus orientalis, 3051 nucleotides. Its product is annotated as DEAD H helicase. The coding region runs from base 1 to 3051 and encodes 1016 amino acids. NCBI's taxonomy places the organism in Eukaryota, Fungi, Basidiomycota, Agaricomycetes, Boletales, Pisolithaceae. The transcript is spliced from 27 exons. The record is from RefSeq and is a predicted model, not a curated record. Gene Ontology annotation, molecular function: ATP binding; nucleic acid binding.
AUGAAACGCAGAGUCAACGAGGACCGUACCGAUGCAGAGAAGAGCGCCACGAAAAAGCAGAGAAACUUCAAGGCGAAAGGAAAAGAGAAGGAGCAGGAUCUUUUCAAGGCUCUCAAUGUUGUACUCGCUUUUGUCUCCUCGCGAAAGCAUCUAGCGACUACGUUCCCCAUGGUCAGGUCCUCUGUAGAAGGCAUUUUGAAGCGACCGUUGGAGCUCGCGCAGGUCGCAGAGCUCAAGGCUUUGCUCCCAGACCUGAUCAAUUUCGCGUACAUAGCGUGUGACCAGUUGCGUAUACAAGCAGAAUCGUCGUCUCAGGUUCAAUGUCGUGGUCGAAAAAGUCCAGACUUCUCCCUCCACUCGCUCGAGAAGUCCGGCUCUCAGCUUCCUUGGAUCGAGGAGGGCGAGCACGUCCUUGUUCUAGAGUUUGCAGACAACUUUAGAGGGAAGAAGCAGCGUACUGGGUAUGGAAUCACUCUGCAACGCUCGGCACACGACUCACCCGCACAAAGUUCUUUGCUAUCGCUUCCACCUGCCAUGUCAACAACCCAGUCCAAGAAAUUGAUCGAGAGCCGCGACGAAAGGUUCAAAUUGGCCGUGAAUGAGUUAUUGUCUACGGUGCCGGAUGGAGAGGAUCCUGUAGAAGUCCCGAGUCCCGAUAACCGUCCAUCGGUGGGCGAGGUGAUCCAGGAAAUCCAAGAACAAGAUUGGUAUACCAAGCAGAUCAUGGACCGUAGGACUUUCCCGGCAAGAACAGCUAGAGAAGGUUUUCUCAGUCAACCCCUCUCUCCAUCGAUACAACAAGCCCUUCGUGAUUCGAGGAAAAUCACCUCAUUCUAUACACACCAAACUGCGGCCAUUAAUGCCAUUUGCGACAAGAAGCAUGUAAUUGUAUCGACAAGCACUGCCUCGGGCAAGAGUGUGAUUUAUCAAGUUCCGAUCCUGCGAUUUUUAGAGGAGGAUCCGAGUGCAACUGCCAUGUUUGUAUAUCCAACUAAGGCUCUGGCCCAAGAUCAGAGAACUGCGUUAGAACAGUUGCUGUGGUCCUGUCCCGAACUGCGGCAUGUCAAUGUGGCAACCUAUGAUGGAGAUACUCCCCAAGAACGCAGAGCAGCAAUCAGAGAAGGUGCCUCCAUCAUCUUCACUAACUUCGAUACAAUCCAUGCGUCAAUUCUACCACACGAGGAGCUAUGGAGGAGGCUAUGUAGCAGCUUCUUGCAAAAUCUGAAGAUUCUCGCUGUCGAUGAACUUCACUACUACUCAGACCUCAUGGGCAGCCACGUUGCACAAGUGAUUAGACGGUUCCGCCGCGUCUGUGCAGCCGUUGGAAAUCGUGAGACUGUCUUCGUUUCCUGCAGUGCAACCAUUACCAAGCCUGCACAGCACAUGCAGCGGCUUUUUGGCGUUAAGGAGGUCGAGGAGAUUACCGAUGAUGGGGCGCCUUCCGGAUGCAAAGACUACCUUGUUUGGGUACCACCAUAUGUUGACGAACGUGCCCCGAAGCUUGGUCAUCAUAGUGCAAUGUCUGAAGCAACGAGACUCAUGAGGUUUCUGAUGAAGAGAGGCAUCAGAGUUAUACUAUUUUGCAAGGCAAUGAAGGCUCUCCGCACAGAUCUGAGUGCCGAAGGUCGACUGGACAUCCUCGCUAAGGUUAUGCCAUAUCGUGGAGGUGAGCGCAUUGAGCACGAGGCGUUCUCCGGAAACUUACUUGGGAUAGUUGCUACUAACGCUCUUGAGUUGGGUAUAGAUAUUGGCGUUUUGGACGCAGUAAUUAUGCUCGGUUUUCCUUUUGGUUUAGCGAAUUUCCGCCAACAAGCAGGACGGGCGGGACGGCGUGCCCGUGACUCUAUGGCCGUUUUAGUUGCAGACAUGUCCCCAUUGGACCAACAAUACGUGAAAAAUCCUGACGCGCUGUACAACAACCCGAUUGACGAUCUUGUAAUUCACUUGGACAGCAAAGAAAUAGUUGAAGCACACAUUCAAUGUGCGGCUCACGAGUUGCCCGUCUCUAAGGAUGAUGUCGUCUUCUUUGGCCCCCUAUUAUCUGAGAUAUGUGACAAGAAGUUGAUCCGGGACGAAGAUGGCUGGUAUCACACACAUCCAAAGUAUUUGCCGUAUCCCCAGAAACAUGUGGCUAUUCGGGGUGCGGAGGAAGUGAAAUACAUUGUAGUAGACGUAACGAAAGUCCAGGAAGGCGGCCAAAGCGCUAAGAUUUUGGAGGAACUUGAGCUUUCGCGCGCACUAUUCGAGGUUUACGAAGGUGGUGUGUUCAUGCAUCAGGGCCUCGCCUUCAUUGUCAAGGAAGUCAGCCACGAUGCCGGGAUGGCGCAAGUGCUAAGGGCGGACGUUAACUGGAUUACUUCGCCCAGGGAUAUAGAUGCCAAACAGACGUACCGGAUCAAGGAGAUACCGGACUCCCCCCACAGGCUAUUUUUCGGAAGAGUAGAAAUCGUCACAGUCGUAUACGGUCUGAAUAAAUGCAUUCUCGACGUCGUCGACGUCGAUACCCCACCUUGGGAGAGACAAGGAACUGGGUUAUGGCUUGACGUUCCCGGAAAUAUUCUAGACUUGUUGCGUUCCAAGGCAAUCUCGCCUGCUGCAGCUAUCCAUUCUGCUUGUCAUGCUUGGAUGAAUGGCUUUGCACUGGGUGCUUGCCUCAAGACAGAAUGUAAAGCCGCCGAGAAGGAGCUGAAAGCUGCUGAGUCCCGGCGGAAAAGGCCAGCAAGGUUGAUUUUUUACGAAUCGCUGGGAAACAGUGGCAUCACGGCUCAAGCGUUCGACCAUGCCUCGGAAAUUCUGAAAAAGGCCCAGAGUGCAGUUGAAACUUGUCCAUGCGAAGAGGGUUGCGCGAACUGUAUAUUAAGCCCAACUUGCCGCGAGCACAACACGAUUUCAUCCAAGAUAGGAGCCUUGGUAAUCCUACGCGGGCUACUCAACCUCGAGAUCGAUGUCGAUAGCAUCCCGAGGCAAGAAAAUGAGCUCGACGGGGCAGAUACAAUCGUGAAGGCGGACUUCGUUCGCCCGAUCGAUGGUGUGGAGGUCGAGGCUGCGUAA